Molecule: messenger RNA, 3204 nt
Organism: Paramormyrops kingsleyae
Lineage: Eukaryota; Metazoa; Chordata; Actinopteri; Osteoglossiformes; Mormyridae
Gene: pde9ab
Product: phosphodiesterase 9ab
Biological process (GO): signal transduction
Molecular function (GO): 3',5'-cyclic-nucleotide phosphodiesterase activity
Source: RefSeq, a predicted model, not a curated record
AAACGAGCUGAGAUCCUCACAGCAAGACGAAAGGAGCACCGCUCAAAAGCCUCUGCGGACGUCACCGGGCACCAUGGGCUCCAGCUCGUCUUCCUACGCCCCCAAAACGGUGUACCUGGACGUGGACGGCAAGGUGCAGAAGGUGGUCUUCAGUCGGCACUGCAGCCCAUGUGACAUCAGGGAGCUGCUCAGCUCCUCCUCAAACAUCCCCAGGAACACGGCCAUAACGCUGCUGGAUUCAGGGGGCGCCAUGAUCUCCAUCGAUCCUACCAUGCCCACCAAUUCGCCCAACUCCUUGUACAAAGUCGUACCGUUAUCUACUGGCCAACCGGGAGAGAAGGAAGACGUGUUCCAGAACGUCCUCUCUCAGGUGGCAGAGCAGUUCAGCAGGGCUUUUCGGAUCAACGAGCUGAAAACAGAGGUCACCAAUCGACUGGCCAUGCUGGAGAAGAGGGUGGAGUUGGAGGGACUGAAGGUAGUGGAGAUCGAGAAGUGCAAGAAUGACCUCAAGAGACUUCGUGACGAGAUGACCUCCAGAGGUGGAGGGAGGUUCGUAGAGAUGAACUGCCCAUGCAAAUACAACUUCUCAGAUGACGGGAAGAAGCUGUCCCCAAGGCGUGAUGUCCCAAGCUAUCCAAAGUACACGCUGUCCCAGGAGACCAUCGAGGCCCUGAAGAAACCCACGUUUGAUGUCUGGCACUGGGAGCACAAUGAGAUGCUGAGCUGCCUGGAGUACAUGUACCAUGACCUGGGAUUGGUGAAGGAGUUCAACAUUAACCCCAUUACGCUCAAACGCUGGCUGCUGGCCAUUCAGGAGAAUUACCGCAGCAACCCCUUCCACAACUUCCGCCACUGCUUCUGCGUGAGCCAGAUGAUGUAUGGCAUGAUCCACCUGUGCAACCUCCAGGAGAGACUCACCCUGGGUGACAUGGGCAUCCUCAUGACCGCCGCUGUCUGUCACGACCUGGACCAUCCGGGCUACAAUAACACGUACCAGAUCAAUGCCCGCACGGAGCUUGCAGUGCGCUACAAUGAUAUCUCCCCGCUGGAGAACCACCACUGCGCUGUGGCCUUCCAGAUCCUCUCCUUGCCCGAGUGCAACAUUUUUGGCAACGUAGAACCUGAGGCCUUCAAGCAGAUCCGACAAGCUAUUAUCACACUCAUACUAGCCACAGAUAUGGCCCGACAUGGGGAGAUACUGGAGUCUUUCAAGCAGAAGGUGGACAACUUUGAUUUCGCCAAUGAGGAGCACAUCAGAUGUCUGAAGAUGGUUCUUAUCAAAUGCUGUGAUAUUUCCAACGAGGUCAGGCCCACUGAAGUGGCUGAGCCCUGGGUGGAUUGUCUACUGGAAGAGUACUUUAUUCAGAGUGACAGAGAGAAGUCUGAAGGGCUCCCCGUUGCUCCCUUUAUGGAUCGGGACAAGGUGACCAAGCCGACGGCACAGAUCGGCUUCAUAAAAUUUGUCCUCAUCCCCAUGUUCGAGACGGUCAUGAAGCUAUUCCCACAGAUCGAAGAGAUCAUGGUUCAGCCGCUGCGGGACUCUCGCGAUCACUACGAGGAGCUGAAGCAGAUCGAUGAUGCCAUGACUGAGGCACAGAAGAAAAAAACCGAGAACAUGUCAUUAGGAGGGAAGAAGAAGUAGUCUUUCCUGCCUGCUCAGUGGUACUAAGGAUCCCACACUGUGCACCGAUUCUGUGGCAGGAGCAACUCAUCCAGCUGAUUGGCCUGUUCCUUCGGAGACAAAUAGCCAUUUCACAAAGGCUCACUUCUGUAGUUUUGUACCCUUCCCUCAACCCUCCAACCAUUGAGGCAUCGACUGCCCUUUUGAUCGCCUCUCCAUUCCCUUCACAUGCAAGCAACAUCCAGAAAAACAACAGAGGGAGCAUAACCAAAGACAACAACGUUAACAUCCAUUGAGACGUUAUUUCAGAAGUACUGUUUCCUGUGUGCUCUGUUAUGGGUGUCGAGUGGCAGCAUUUGUACCGAUUGCGAGUUUGAUACUGUUAACUUCGCUUAAUGACCAUCUCCUACCUUUCAGUUGCUUAUUCUUGGUCAUGUCCAUUUCACUGCAUGGAAAACAGUGUUGAAUGAGUCUCCUUUAGUAUCGACUACAUUCCCCAAGGAAAGAGUAGUCAAGAUACUUACAGUGAUUUCCAGAUGAACCCUGGUCAGCUCAGUGGUGUUUAAACUUGCCUCCCAAACAAAUUGCAUUUCUCUGCACUCUUCUGUUCUUCCCAGCAAGUAUAAAAUUAGAGUUGAUUCUCUAUUCAAAAUUAUUUCUUUUUAAAGGACUCAAAAGUCUGAUCUGCGCCGAUGUGUGUGCGAUAAGUUCUAGGCUAAUAAUGGUGUGUGUUUGCUAGCAGGUAGUAUAAACAGCCCAUUGAUAUGUAACAAUGUGGCAUAUCUGUAAGCUUAUGAUAGGACAGGGGUGUCAAACUCCAGUCCUGGGGGGCCGGAGCCCUGUUUAGCUUAGUUCUUUCCUAUUCUACCACAAAUGAUUCAGCUCAAGAACAGUGUUGUAAUUAGCACAAGGAGGUGAAUCAGGUGUGUUAAAUGAGGGGAAACCCAAAAAUGUGCAGGGCUUUGGCCCUCCAGGACUGGAGUUUGACACCCCUGUGAUAGGAUAUCACUUCACCCAGGGCUCAAAGAUUUGGUAAACCUGUGUUUUUCUACAUCUAACACUGAGCAAUUUUCCCCUGGAACAUUUAAAAUGUAUUACCCCAUAUGAAAACUUGUGAACAUUAUUCAUGGAUGUUAGGUUGCUUAAAAUUAUGUACACAACUAGAUAUUAUUUGUCAUGCAGUUGCUAAUGUUAAUCUACUGUGUUUUGCUUUAUUACACAUAAGCUGUGACCCUGGAGAUGUGUGUGCUCAUACUCUGAAAGACACUUGACAUUUUUAGGUCUUGCUGUCUAAACCUGCGAAAACACGCAAGACAAUCUCAUCCGCCAAUUUUCCGUGAUUCUCAUUGGAUGCCCUAUACAUUGUAACACCACUGUGGUUGUCAGGGCUACCAUAUUGAAUCAUGUCUUGUGAAUCUUUCUGCGUGUUAAUAAUAAUCAUUAUAAUACAUUUUGUUUGUGGGUGCCUUUCAAAACUCUCAAGGUCAAGUGUUAAGGGCUCCGUAAUUAACUCGAGUGUCCGUUUAGGGGUUUAAGGUGGCAGAUUUACUUACACAGAAUAAAUGGGGAUUCCUUCAGCGUUU